GCCAUACUACCUCCCUCCCAACCCCAACCCCAAUCCCAUUCUCUUCCUCAUUCCUCACCUUACCUACCUCCUACCUCCUACCUCUUCUCCACAAUUCUUUCUCAACCCUCCUCCAACCCACCAACUCACCCCAAAAAUGCCACCCACCACCGACCCAGACUCAGACCCCUCACCCUCCCCCGCACAACUCACCUCCGCGCUCAUAACCCGCUGCAAGACCCUCCUCUCCGAGCUCGACGCCCUGCACGCCCUGCUCGCACAAACGCAACGAAACCCCCAAGUCGUGGAGGCCCGCUCGCUCCGCUCCAGCGUGCUGUCUGAGCUGCGCACGCUCGAGAAACUGACCGACCGGGUGCAUGCGGCGGGCGCGGACGCGGACGACGACGCCGACACGCAGAAACGGCUCCUGCAUGCGCUCCGGUCCUCGAACUUACCCUUCUACGAGACGGUGUGGGGCAUUGCGCGGAAUUCGUGCUCCGGGCUUGUGGCCUUCGGGAAGAGGUUUUAUUGGGAGGGUGGGAAUUGGGAGGAUAAAGCGAAGCUGAAGGCGAAUGAUAAGGCGAAGGAUGGGGAUCAGGGGAAGGGGAAGGGCAAUGGGCAGAAGGAUAAGCGGAGGAGUGUGUAUGUGGAUAUUGUGACGGAUGAUGGGGAGGAGUGGGUGAAGGUGUCGACGAUCUCGGAGACGAGGCUGUUGUUUGAGAUGGCGAAGAAGGGGUGGGAGGCUGAUUCGGAAGAUGGGUCGGAGGGGGAGGGAGACGGGGGGAGGACGAUCUUGCAGAAUUUCAACGACGGGGCGGGCCAUGGCAGUGAUGGGGAGGAGGAUGAUGACGACGAGAUUGAACUGGUCAAGUUGGCUGGGGAUAUGAGGAAGGCAGCGAACGUUACGAGGGUGAACUACAAGCAUCCGCGGCUGCGGAUGGUGAUCCCGAAGAUUGCGGAAGGGAAGAGUGCGGAAAUCGACAAUUUGCUCAAGGUAAUACGGAGCUAUGGAGUCGUAGUCGAAUGCGGAGAGGGAGGUCUGGGAUCCUCGUCUGGCGAGGCCAAUCCUGAAGAUGCCCUUGCGAAGGAUCUCCGUCGACUUCUACCCACUCCGUUCAAACGAUUUACGCCGCUGCUAAAUGUGGACUGUACAUUGUUGCUUGCAAUCGUUUCAGACGUGUCUUAUUUCAAGAAGAUACCCCCGUCUCCGUCACUUCAUAGAGCAAUCCUUCGCCAGCUCGAGGUGGAAAGCCAGCGGCCAUUACUUACCACGGAGCUUUGGCCUGCGAUGGGUGCGCACGAAUUGGUGUGUACCACCGAGGCAGCAAGACGAAUGCGUGAAAUUGUUGACGUGAUCGGCACCGAUACUGAAAAGAAAAGGGCUGAGAUUGUGAUGGCCGAUCCCCCUUUCAACGACUGCGACGCGAAAGCACUCAUUCAAAGUCUCCAGCAACUGUCCGAUCAUGAGAUCCCCCCACACUGGCAGCUGCCCAUAAGAAUAGUGGAUGCCAACCCUGUAAUCGAUGAAGCGAGAAACAAGGGUCAGCUGCCACCGGUAGCCCACCAAGUAACCGAGAUACUGUCCGAUAUCAAUUACAGUGUCUUCAUGUAUGGGUGGGCCACCGGAACGACGACGAUCUCCAGCAAUCGAACGGUGGUUAAGCAAAUUGAGGCCACGGUGGAAAAGCAAAGAAACGGUGAUGAGGAUCUGGAGGGACCGCAAAUAUGGGUUUGUGACACAGCCAGGAGUUUAGUGGGCAAAGAAAGGGGCCGAAAAGACUAGAAAAUGUUUCCCUUAGUUGAAUCAUCAAGAAAAUAUUCUGUGGACGGCGGUGAUGGAUGGGUCGACGAGUGCCAAUGACUAGUGUAGCUGAUGGGGCAUCAUGGAACGAUCCGCAUAGUGGGCGAAAACAAGAUUUGGGUUUCCCACGGUUCCUUUCUUGGUGCCUUGCGUUUAGCCCGGUUUACUUCUC
Molecule: messenger RNA, 1952 nt
Organism: Aspergillus steynii IBT 23096
Lineage: Eukaryota; Fungi; Ascomycota; Eurotiomycetes; Eurotiales; Aspergillaceae
Exons: 1
Coding region: 137-1762 (541 amino acids)
Source: RefSeq, a predicted model, not a curated record